CCAUUUAAGUGGUACUCCGAUACGAUGUUUUGGUUUUGAUGCUGUCCUGUCAAGUGUUAAGUCGUCAGUACGGCUUUGAUUGUUGACAGAUGUAGUUCUUUUGUCUGUCUCUUGUCUUUCAGUUUGUGGGUUCAUGCAUUUGAAAGGAGCCAUGGAUUACAAAGGCACGCAUCAAGUUAAUAACUCCUCUACAGACAUCUCUCAAAGUGUGGAGGAUGAUCCUCUGAUUGAGGGACCCUUGAUCUCUCAGGAUACCCUUGAUUCAGCCAUCAAGAGGGAAUUUCAAAAAUUACCCACUUCCUGGACGGCUGGAUUACUGCUAUUCUUUCAUGUGGCUUUUGUAUGUUUGUCAGUUGUGGUGUGUGUAUUGUGUGGACUAGAAGAGGGGCAUCCUGCAGAGUGUGCAACCUUGCUGCGUGGGAUGGACAGCAAGACAUUGGUGGUACUUUGUAAAGUGGCACUAUGGAUUGUCUCGUAUAUCCACCAACACUUUAUACAGUACCAUAACACUGCAGCCAGACGCAGAGGCUACCUGCACUUCUACCGACAGACACGGGGCACCGUAUCCCUGCCGCUGCUCAUGCAGUCUUUAGGAAACCUGCUCAUUCUGCUGCUACUUGCCCUCACCACUGUGCUGGAUGGAGCCCAGAAGCAGCUGUCUGUCUACCUGCUGUUGGGAGUGCUAAGUCUGGAGCUGUUGCUGUCAGUGGUCUUUCUGAUGUGUUACAUAGUGAAGGUGGUGAGAUUUAACGCGGAGAAACUCAGUCCUGACAUUAAUCAAGAGGAGCACUUCCACACCUACUUGAGCAGUGGCAGUCAUGCGCACACAGAGACGGGCUUCAGGGAUGGCUCAAGUCUUGAGGAGGUGGUGGAGAAACAGGCGGACCUGAUCGAGUACCUGAAGCAGCACAACACUCUGCUGAGCAAGAGGAUCCUGGCGCUCACUGCUCAGCAGAUCAGAGACUGACUCCAUGACCUACUGCACUGCACGGCUUUUAGCUGACCGUGGGUUUGUGUGUGUGUGUGUGUUUGUGUGUGCAGCAAGCAUAUACGUGCACGUCUGCGUAAUGUGUGUGUGAAAUCCAACUGCUUGUGUGCCUGUUGAGUAAGCGCAUUGUGUUUGUUGGGUGUGUGUGUUUGUAUUGAGAGUGAGGGAGAUAGUGAGAGGGUCCGGCCACUGUGGCCAUGGCUGACUGAUCAGAGGAGUCUUUAGUGGCAAAUGACCCCAAGUAACCUUUCCUUAACGAUACUCUCGCAUUACUAUGCCAACAGUUCCCUAACAACACAAUGGUUGGAGCCAAGAGGGAAUCAUGUUCAAUCAGCUAAAUCAUUUCUAUUACUCAUCUCUUAUCAGGGAUUGAUCUUCUGGGCAGGGUCUAAUGUUUUAAUUUUUCUAUUUUACUGAACUAUUAUUAUUUUGUUUACAUGAAAAUGAAUUAUUUUUGUCACCUCAUAUAUGUACUGCUUUGUGUGUGUGUGUGUGUGUGUGUGUGUGUGUGUGUGUGUCUGAGAGAGAGAUAGAGAGUGAGCGAGUGAGAGAGAGGUUGUCUGGAUCUGCUUUGGGUUACUGAUCUUGAUAGUUGUUUUCUUGCCAUUUCUGUCAAACUACUCAUGUCUAAGUAGAAAAGUAAAGUGUUCCAUAUUAGAUACUGUUUGAGAUGAUUUUGUAUGUCAUUGUGAGUCAAUAAACAUUUUGGGUGUCAAAUAUC
This is a messenger RNA of Sardina pilchardus (European sardine), 1709 nucleotides long. RefSeq names its product transmembrane protein 192 (gene tmem192). The record is from RefSeq and is a predicted model, not a curated record. Gene Ontology annotation, cellular component: lysosomal membrane; late endosome. Bases 134 to 967 code for a protein of 277 amino acids. Lineage: Eukaryota; Metazoa; Chordata; Actinopteri; Clupeiformes; Clupeidae. The transcript has 6 exons.